AUGUAAAAAAUAAAAAUUAUAGGUACUAAACCGUAAUUUGCCAAUGAUCCAUGGAUCCAAUCCAUGAAUCCACCAAUUCAAUUGGAUUUGGAUAAAAUGGAUUGGAUUUAAAUGGAUUGAAUUAAGCGAAUAUUUUUAAUGGAUUGAUGAAUUGGAUUGGUGGAUUGGAUUGAAAUUGCCACCUCUAAUCAGAAUCUCAGGUCUCAACCAUGAAUGAUGGCUAGUAACUAAAAUAAAUUUCCAGUAAAAAAAAAAAAAAAAACGAGUUCCAUUCUCGGCAUUAAAUUAUCAGUUCAUAAUAUGGGCCAACCGCCAGUGGGCUGCAGAGUAGGCCUCGCCGCCUAGGGCUUAACAUGGUCCAAUUCCAUUUUAAUUUAUGGCCCGCCGGACGGAAAAUGGUAAAAUACGCUAUUCCCAGAAAAUGGUAAAAUACGCUAUUCCAAGUCUCGGGAGAGAGCAUCACUGCCACUUAAGCUUUUUUGGUUAUCUGAGUGAAGCAGAUUGGUCCUCUGAGCAUUCUGAAUCCGAAGAGAAUUACGUUUCUUGAAGCAAGGUAACAGAUUCCUGUUUCUGUACCUGCGACUAUUUUUCGUUCGUGCUUUGGAAUUGAGCAAUUUAGAGUUUUUAGGUUGCAGAGUAGGAGGGAAGUGAAAAUGCGGACUCAUGUCUGCUCAUUUAGGAACGAAAUUUCGGCAGAUCGGCAGCAUCAUUUGCUGGAUAGCUUAGUAGAUUAGCUUUUCAGGACCGAUUUUGCGACAUAUUUUUAGGGGCAAUGUGAACUGAAGUGGAAUAAGAUAGAUAAAGAUGAAGUUCGAGUCUGUAGUGAUAGAAGGAAGCCCAAGGACUGAAUGCUCCGAUAACGUCUACUGCAUUACCGAGGACAGUGCUGGUGUUUUACGGCAGGAAGAAAUCGGAGGUGUGAAAAAUGGUAGCGGGACGACUCCUUGCUCUGUGGAAUUAGCUGACAGACGAAGUGAGAGUGAUGCUGGUGGAUACAAGUGGGUACCUGUUGCAGGUACUUCCUACUCCUCGGCUGAAGAAAUAUUCAUGUUAUAUCAGAACUAUGCGGUGGAAAAAGGGUUUGCUGUUAACAAGGAUGGAACUACCAAAAACAAGAAAGGAGAGAUUGUAUAUUGUAGAUUCUGUUGUCAUAGGGCAAGGAAACCUUCGGAGAAAUUGAAACCAAAACCAAGCCGUAGAGUGAACUGUGGAGCUAGAAUUUAUUGCUCAAAGGGAGGAGAUGGAAGGUGGAAGAUCAGCAAAGUUAAUGAUCAACAUAACCACGACAUGGCACCUUGUAGGUCAUGGCUUCUUCAGCAACAUAGAAACUCGAGUCUUAGGGUCCAAAGUCUUCAUCAGCUUGAUGAUUCUGUUGACGUGCAUACUAUUGCAGAGAAGGGGUAUCGAACUAUGGGGCAGCCGAAUUCUAGGAGGUAUGUGGGAGAAGAAAGGAACUUGUGGCUAGAGGGGAAUGCUAAUGCUAUGUCAAACUUGUUCAAUAGUAUGCAAAAGCAGAGUAAAGAGUUCUUUUACGCUUAUGAUUUGGACUAUGAUGGAAGGUUGAGAAGUGUGUUGUGGGUUGAUGCUAGAAGUAGAGCUGCUUAUGCAGAAUUCGGGGACGUGAUCACAGUUGACACUACAUAUUUUACGAACAAGUAUCAUGUGCCUGUUGUCCCAUUUGUUGGCCUGAACCAUCAUGGUCAUUCCAUUUUACUUGGUUGUGCUCUUAUCAGUGAUGGUGAUACCGAAACUUUUGAAUGGCUCUUUAGAACUUGGUUGGAGUGCAUGGAGUCUCCUCCAACUGGCAUUGUAACUGAUCAAUUUCAAAGCAUUGGAAAGGCAAUCACAAAUGUAUUCCCUAAUGCUAGACAUCGCUGGUGCAUACAGUAUAUUCUGGAAAAGCUCCCGGAAAAGUUUGGCUGCCACAGCCGGUAUGAUGAGUUGUGCGUGGUGAUGAAAAAUUGUGUAUAUCAGUCUUUGAGCAUAGCAGAGUUUCAAGGAUCAUGGAAGAACAUGGUGAACGAGUUUAAGUUGGAAGACAAUGAAUGGGUAGAAGAACUGUAUCUAUCUGCUGAAAAAUGGGUUCCAGCUUUUGUGAUUGAUACUUUUUGGUCUGGAUGGCUGUUUUCUCAAAGGAGUGAGAGUAGGAUUUCAUACUUUGAUGAGUCUUUGAACUCAAAUACAUCCUUGAAGCAGUUCUUAGAGCUCUAUCAGGUUGUCUUGAAGGUUAACAUCGAGAAAGAGAUGGCUGCGGAUUAUAGCAGUUGUGUGGUACCCAUUCAAUGUGCUACAAAACUAGCGUUCGAGGAGCAAUUUCAAAAAAUAUACACGAAUUCAAUUUUCAGAUUGGUGCAAGAGCAAUUAACAAAUACAAUAUAUUGUUUCGAGGAGGUUGCAUCAGUUGAGGGGGGUAAGACGGCUUAUAUUGUCGAUGAUAGGAUUCGUGUUGGUUAUGGUGGGUUAAAGAAUAAGAAGUUCAGAGUCGUACAUGAUGACGUAAGUGGGGAGGCUUCUUGCAAUUGCCGGAUGUUUGAGUUCGAGGGAAUCUUGUGCAGCCAUAUUUUUCGGGUUUUGCUGAGAAGCGGCGUUGAAGUUAUACAUGACCAGUACAUUAUGAAGAAGUGGAGAAAAGAUAUACGCAGGGGUCUUUCAAACAUUAGAGUGGGUUAUGCAGGGGAAGUUUUCACUCCUGAAAUGGAGAGAUUCGAGAGGUUGGAGAAGAGAUUCAAGGAAUUAGCAAAUGUUGCUUGUGGAGAUGACGAGAAGUAUAGAUAUCUGCUUAAUUCGAUGCAGGAAAUUGAGAAAUGCUUUGCUGGGUGGAAUAAUGGAGCGCUAAAGAGGCAUAGGGUUUAGACCAUAACAAAAAGAAGGGGUUUCCAACUGGGGAGAUGAAAGCUUUAGUAACAGCAGAGAAGAACUAAUCAAGCGCUUGCUGGUAACAAAGACAAGUGCUAGUGAAGAUUGCAGAAUGUGUAUGUUUCAAUUGGCCCAUAACAGGAAAUUGUAGAAGAUAAUGAUAGUAAUCAAGUUAGAAGACGCUGAGGUUGAUGUGCAGGUAUGUUUAUUUUCAGAACCUUCCAAUAUGUGUAUGGCAGUUAAUGUUGGUUUUUUAGUGUAGUUACAUACUUAGGGCAACUCCUCGAGUGGUUUCAUUUGAGCUCUUCUAGAGCUCUGGUCUUCAUUAGUCUCAUUGAAGUGAGCACUGAAUAAUGGUGUUCCUUUUUUGAAUGUCGACUGCAUUUUGCUGAAACUCUUUCCCGAGAGCUGCAUUCAUGAAUUAAAACCAUAAGCAGCUUCAUUGAUGUUUGUUUGUUGCAUUCAGCACCAGGGCCAUAGGUUAUCUGACUGCUAUUUGGUUAUAAUCAGGCAUUAAUCGUAUUAAAUCGAGAUACGAUAU
Messenger RNA from Linum trigynum, 3397 nucleotides. Lineage: Eukaryota; Viridiplantae; Streptophyta; Magnoliopsida; Malpighiales; Linaceae. The record is from the annotation of a GenBank genome assembly.